AUGGCGACAAACAAUGUAGCGCAAGUGGUACUGGUUGAGGAAGAUGGCCUUCCUUGUGGGAACAGGGUGCAACCCUUUUCAACCCCCACAGCUAAUAUAGAACAAUGGGAAGUUGAUCAUGGAAAGAAGGAAAAAUCGCUUACUUUAGGAGAGAGGUUGGGUGUAGAGGAUCUAUACUCCUUGAAUGUUUGGCGGGCAUCCGUAGGAGAGUUACUCGGUUCAGCGGUUCUAGUGUUCAUGUUAGAUACGAUAGUCAUUUCAUCAUUCGAGACACAAACCAAAACGCCAAACAUGCUAAUGUCCAUCCUGAUUGGCAUCACGAUCACCAUCCUUCUGCUAGCGGUUUUCCCUAUAUCAGGCGGACACAUGAAUCCGGUUAUAUCAUUCUCAGCCGCCCUUGUUGGACUUAUUUCGCUCUCUCGGGCAUUUAUCUACAUAUGUGCACAAUGCGUUGGCGCUCUACUUGGUGCUCUAGCACUACAAGCUGUUGUGAGCCACACUAUUACACAAUCCUUUUCACUCGGUGGGUGCACCCUCACGGUUAUUGCACCCGGCCCUAAUGGCCCUGUGGUCACAGGGAUCGAGACGAGUCAAGCCCUAUGGCUCGAGAUCAUAUGUACAUUUAUCUUUCUUUUUGCUUCUAUUUGGUUAGCCUAUGACCAUCGUCAAGCCAAGGCUUUAGGUGUUCUUGUGGUUUUUUCAAUCAUUGGAACCAUUUUGGGGCUUCUAGUGUUCAUUUCAACAAGUUUGACUGGAAAGAAAGGUUAUGCGGGUGCAGGGAUGAACCCAGCAAGAUGUUUGGGACCAGCCAUGAUAAGAGGUGGUCAUUUAUGGAAUGGUCACUGGGUGUUCUGGGUUGGUCCUGCCAUCUCUUGUAUGGCGUUUUAUAUCUACACAAAGAUCAUUCCAAGUAAUCAUUUUCAUGCCAAUGGUUACCGACAUGACUUUUUCAAUGUUUUGAGAGCUUUGAUUUGAGUCGGUUUCUAUAUUUGUAUGUUCCGGGAUAUAUAUAAUAAGCUAUGUAAUAAUAUGAAAUGUAAUUUGU
Helianthus annuus (common sunflower) is the source of this 1045-nucleotide messenger RNA. Its product is annotated as aquaporin-5. Gene Ontology annotation, biological process: transmembrane transport. The record is from RefSeq and is a predicted model, not a curated record. Gene Ontology annotation, molecular function: channel activity. Lineage: Eukaryota; Viridiplantae; Streptophyta; Magnoliopsida; Asterales; Asteraceae. The transcript has 3 exons. Bases 1 to 975 code for a protein of 324 amino acids. Gene Ontology annotation, cellular component: membrane.